AUGGUUGAUGGGUUCCUGAACCCAGCUUCUAAGGAAAAUCCCUUUGGAGCCAUGAAUUGUUAUUUGCUAGAUUUUUAUGCAGUGCCCGUAAUUAUGCAUCAUGGAUUCAUGAACCCUUAUGUUUCUGUAGAGAUGAUGGGUGGUCGUCCCCGUAGACAUCAUUACAAGCAGGAUCAGAGGGCCAAGUGGACUACUUCCCUUACUAAGAGACUCGUAGACUUGAUGGUUCAGCAGGUUCUGAAGGGUAAUAGGCCAAACAAUUCAUUUGGGAGGAAAGCAUGGAAGAACAUAUGUGAUGAAUUCCCUAAAGAAACAGGUCUUAAAUGGAAUAAGGAGCAAUUGAAGAAUCGGUAUAGUGUUCUUAGGAGACAGUAUGUUACAGUGAAGUCACUUCUCAAUCAAGGCGAGUUUAAUUGGGAUGAAGCCACUGGAACAAUAACAGCUACUGAUGAAGUGUGGGAUAAAUACAUUAAGGUAAACCCUGAUGCUGAAGCAAUUCGAAACAAUGGUUGUCCAAUUUACAAACAACUUUGCACGGUGUUCUCGGAGUUGGGGCCUAAUGGGAAUCCUCAUGUGGUUGAACAGACUCUUGGGUUGCCAUAUCCAGAAAUUUUGAGCAUGUCAAUGGAUCCUGCUGCACCAUCAACUUUUGUGGCCGAGGAGUCUUACUCACCCUAUGAAGAUGAAGAUCUGAAUGUAUCAAAUGGGCAAAACAAGCAUGACCCAUUGACACCUCCCAGUUCAGGUCAUUGGAAGAGAGGUCACAAUGGAAUUGAUGGUGUUAUGUCUGAAGCCAUAUUAGAGAUGGCUGGUGCUUCAAGGUUGAGGACUGCUGCUGUGAAGCAGAGCAUUGACCUGUUUUCUAUAACCAAUUGCAUCAAAGCAUUAGAUGAGAUAGAAGGACUCGAAGAUUGUAUCUAUUUUGCUUCUUUGGAUCUAUUCGAUAGUCCCAACGCGAGAGAAACAUUCUUAUCCCUCAGAAUUGACAGACGAUUGACAUGGCUGAAGGGAAAGUAUAUUUCUCUCGCCAGAUCAAUAGGUUGA
Messenger RNA from Telopea speciosissima, 1044 nucleotides. RefSeq names its product L10-interacting MYB domain-containing protein-like. The record is from RefSeq and is a predicted model, not a curated record. Bases 1 to 1044 code for a protein of 347 amino acids. The transcript has 3 exons. Lineage: Eukaryota; Viridiplantae; Streptophyta; Magnoliopsida; Proteales; Proteaceae.